GAACAUGUUGUCCAGAAUAUUAAACGUGGUCAAGUCUAGGGAGGAAUUGGGUUGAGUGCUAGUGCAGCAAGCUUGUCCUUUUCAUGCCAGCAGGUUUUCACAUGACGUAGGAGUGAUGAGGAAGGAUCCAGCCAGCAUCAUCUUAAAUUCUCUCCGACAGUCCGCCUUCAACACCAAACUCUUUGUUUAACCCUGUGGGCGCGCCAUUUAGUCGGUUUACGACCUUUUUCUUUUCUUUUACUGUGUUCUGGGACCCUUUUCCUUUUCCUUCUCGAUCAGCAUUUUGCGACUGCCCCUCUCUUUUUCCCCUCACCUCCAUUUUCAAGUUUACCCUGUGUCGCUAAUAGCUACUCGCAUUUGAAACCGCCACCAUGACUAUUUAUAUCGCUUCGCUAUUUCUGCCAUAUACCGUUAACUUCCACCUCAACGAGUCGAAAGAUCGCUCACUCCAUACCGACUCUGAGCCUACCACGAAGACACCGACCCCUGUAGCUAAUACAGCUAUCAGCUUAUUUGAAAGACGGAGCGGCGAUCAAAAAGUCGAUCUCACGACUGGUGCCACCACCGAACAUGAGCGGUUCUUCUCGUCAGAUCUCGCAAAGGCGGAACAAGAGCAAUCUGGAUACCCAUUCCCGGACGUAACUCAAGAUGUAAAUCUUUUAACGGAAAGUGAAGCACACUCUCCUGCAUGGGGUUCGACAUUAUCUUUAAACCAGCCGAGACCGCGGGCAACUAUUCCGCCGUCACCCUCCAUCCUUAAGCACCAGGAACUUACUCCCACGACAGGGUCUCCGUCUAAGAGAUUAGAUAAGGAACAAAAGCCAGUCUAUAUCCACCGCCCUAUUGGAUUCCACCAUAGUAGAGAGAGUAGCCGAAAAGGUUCCUUCUCAAGCGCUGAAUGGACAAUUGAGACGGCGGAGCAGGGCAACGGGGGCCUUCGCAACGCUGUGCGGUCAGCAACAGAUGCAGGACAAUUGGAAGACAAGGUCUGGGUGGGUACACUAGGAAUGCCGACAGAUGCCUUGUCUAAAUACACCAAAUCUGCAAUUGCUGAAAAGCUUGAGGAUGGGUACGAUUCGUUGACUGUCUACGUCAGCGAUGGCGAUUUUGAUGGGCAUUACACUCAUUUCUGCAAAACUAUUCUCUGGCCUGUGUUCCACUAUCAGAUCCCUGACAACCCGAAAAGCAAAGCAUAUGAAGACCACUCCUGGAUCUACUACGUUAAAACCAACCAAGCAUUUGCCGAGCGGAUCGCACGAAACUGGAAGCGCGGAGAUUCAAUAUGGAUUCAGGACUACCACCUGUUGUUGGUUCCCGCCAUGCUUCGUAAACUGCUACCGGACGCCGAGAUCGGCUUCUUCUUACAUAUUGCCUUCCCAUCUUCGGAAGUUUUCCGUUGCUUGGCCCCUCGGAAGGAACUCCUUGAGGGCAUGCUCGGCGCAAAUCUUGUUGGCUUUCAGACCGACGAGUACUGUCGUCACUUUCUCCAGACGUGUAGCCGCAUUCUUUGCGUUGAGGCUACCAAUGAGGGCGUCCAGCUAGAAGAUCGAUUUGUCAAUGUAAACAAAUUUCCAAUCGGGAUUGACCCUACUUCAUGGGACAAGCGACGCAAAGCCACCGACGUUGAACAGUGGGUUAAAACCAUUUCUGAAAGAUAUGAAGGGAAACGAUUGAUUGUCUCUCGGGACAAGAUCGACGGAGUCAGGGGAAUACGACAGAAGCUUCUCAGCUAUGAGCUCUUUCUUAAUGCGUACCCUGAAUGGAGGGACCAGGUGGUGUUGAUACAAGUUGCAACCAGCACGACAGAACAACCUGAGCUCGAAGCUACAAUUUCGGACAUAGCCAUGCGAAUCAAUUCUACUUUCUCAACUCUGGCUCACCAACCACUAGUUUUCCUCAAACAGGAUCUUGCUUUCCCACAGUAUCUCGCUCUAAUAUCCGUUGCGGAUGCUUUGAUGAUUACAAGUCUACGUGAGGGCAUGAACCUGACGAGUCACGAAUUCGUUUACUGCCAAGAUGGGAAAUACCGAAACAAGAAGUAUGGAUCACUGAUCCUGAGUGAAUUCACAGGAAGUGCAUCGGUGUUUGGUAACCAUGCUCUUUUGGUCAAUCCUUGGAAUUAUCGACAGUGUGCGGAGGCAAUUCACACCGCUCUAUCCAGAAGCGAGGAGGAACGCAAACAAGUGUGGACUCAGUUACACGGUGCAGUUCUUCAAAAUUCGACAGCCAAUUGGGUCAAGUCUUUUAGUGAGACUCUGAACCGAGUCUGGAAUGAGCAGUCAUCGCGUGAGAUCAUGGCAGUUCCACGGCUAUCGAUCAGCAAACUUGAAGAGGCCUAUCGCCGGUCCAACCGCCGGCUUAUCGUUGUGGACUACGAAGGUACCCUGGCUUCUUGGGGUUCGCCGAAGAGCAUCAUUGUCACUACGCCGCAACGAGCUAUCACGACACUGACGGAGUUAACCGAGGAUCCUAGGAAUAUAGUGUUUGUCAUGAGCUCCAGGAUGCCAGAAGAGAUGGAGCGAUUGUUCCGAAUGGUAGCGGGCUUAGGUCUCAUUGCAGAGAAUGGAUGUUUCGUGCGCGAACCAAAGACGGAGGAGUGGUUCAAAUUGACAAAUAAGGCCCAAACAGAUGCUUGGAAGGAGGCUGUCCGCCAAAUUCUCAGUUAUUACCAGGAGCGGGCUGAAGGCAGUUGGAUUGAACAACGUCAUUGCUCACUCAUGCUCCACUAUGGAUCGGCUGAAGACCAAGUCGCUGCCUCUCGGCUAGCUUCUGAGUGCGCAGACCAUAUCAAUGACUCUUGUGCCAACCAGGGUGUUCAUGCCGUCAUGAUGAAUGGAGCACUGGUUGUAGAGCCAGCCGACACAAAUAAAGCAUCGGCUGCAGCUAUGGUGUGGCGGCAUUGCCUUGAACGAAGCAAAAGCGGCCACAAUGGGCGGCCAGACUUUCUGUUAGCCAUUGGCGAUGGUCGAGACGAUGAGCCAGUGUUCCGUUGGGCGAACAAGCUCGAGAGCGCCAAGGCAGUAGAUUACGCUAUGACGGUGACGCUGGGAUCCCGUAGCACGGAAGCUAAAGCAACCCUGACCCAAGGAGUAACAGGUGUCCUUUCUUGCCUGGAGAGGCUGGCUGUGUCAUCUCUGGAUCAGUGAUUGUCUAUUUAGGCGGGCUUUCUGGGGACCAUAGGUAUAAUAACUCUCAGGAUAUCAUGUCGAGCUAUUGAGCAUGCAUGCGUUGAGGUCGAAGCAUCAAUCUAAAAAAUAUUCAGGCGCGAUGGGUUGAAAUGUUACAAUCGGGAUAUUUAGAUUGUCAAUACGAGUACGCUAGUUCCUUCAAACAUAACGGGAAUUUGUAAAGCCCAAUACCUACAUACAGUGCUGACUUCACCCGGCAACGGUCGCGGUUAGUCAGCCUUCAAGGUAAUUAACAUUUCGGUUGAAUGCACGGAGAACCGAGGCUUUUGCGGAG
Molecule: messenger RNA, 3462 nt
Organism: Aspergillus alliaceus
Lineage: Eukaryota; Fungi; Ascomycota; Eurotiomycetes; Eurotiales; Aspergillaceae
Product: putative alpha,alpha-trehalose phosphate synthase subunit TPS3
Exons: 4
Coding region: 372-3146 (924 amino acids)
Biological process (GO): trehalose biosynthetic process
Cellular component (GO): cytosol; alpha,alpha-trehalose-phosphate synthase complex (UDP-forming)
Molecular function (GO): catalytic activity
Source: RefSeq, a predicted model, not a curated record